UUAUGCAGUCACAGCACGUGUUCACAUGAUCUUGACCGAUGACCGAAGUAUAUAAAAAUAUAACGUUAUACAUUUGAUAUCCAGAAUCAGAGAAACUAGAAGAACGAUAAGCUAGAUUUAAAAUGAAAAGGUAAAGGUGUUCCAGGCUUUUCAUCCCCAGCCACAGGAAGUCGCAAGCGGAGGCGCAUGGUAACAAACAAACCAAGGCAUCACUGGGAGACAGGAAGAACUGCUGACUAAUCAACGAAUGAGUGUCAUUCUCUACAUCCUGAGGUUACUUCAACAUGUCUGUGUCCGUAAUCAUUAAAUGGGGUGGACAGGAGUAUUCCAUCAACACCUUGUCUGAAGAGGACACAGUAUUGGAUCUCAAGCAGUCCAUCAAGAGUUUGACAGGUGUCCUACCAGAACGACAAAAACUUCUGGGGUUAAAGCUUAAAGGAAAACCAGCUGAAGAUGAUGUUAAGCUGGGAGCACUGAAGCUGAAGCCUAACACAAAGAUCAUGAUGAUGGGCAGUCGAGAGGAGAAUCUGGAAGACAUCAUGGCUCCUCCACCAGAAAAUGAUGAUGUUGUAAACGAUUUUGAUAUUGAGGAGGAGGUCAUUGAAGUAGAGAACAGAGAGGAAAACUUGGCCAAAAUUGCUCGAAGGGUAAAAGAUUAUAAAGUGGAGGAGCUGAACCCUCCGAGGGAAGGCAAGCGUCUGCUGGUACUUGAUGUGGAUUACACCUUGUUUGAUCACAAGUCCUGUGCAGAGACUGGGCAAGAACUCAUGAGGCCUUUUCUCCAUGACUUCCUCACCUCUGCAUACGAAGACUAUGACAUCGUUAUCUGGUCGGCCACAAGCAUGAAAUGGAUUGAUGCAAAGAUGAAAGAGCUAGGUGUGAUCGACAACCCCAACUAUAAGAUCACCUUCAUGCUCGACAGCGCAGCCAUGAUCACUGUACACACUCCCAAGAGGGGCGUGGUUGAGGUAAAGCCUCUAGGUGUGAUAUGGGGGAAGUACAGUGACUUUUACAGUAAGAAGAACACUAUCAUGUUUGAUGACAUCGGCAGGAACUUCCUCAUGAACCCACAAAAUGGACUGAAGAUUCGUCCAUUCAUGAAGGCACAUUUAAACCGCGAGAAAGACAAGGAGCUCUACAAAUUGUCACAUUACCUGAGGGAGAUUGCUAAGCUAGAAGACUUCUCAGGUCUCAAUCACAAACACUGGGAGAGGUAUCUUUCAAAGAAACAGUGAAGACCGCCUCCUGGAAAGACACUGAAGCCCUCACCAAAUAGCUCCUGGUUAUACAGCCCAUUUUUCUCUCAUUUUAGUUUCUUCCCUUCUGUUCCUUCUGUUCCGUCAUGGUCUUUUAUGUGGCUUAGGUAAGCUUUAUAAGUCUUAUAAAACACUGCACUGUUCAGCACCCAGCCUGCUACAUCUUAGCAUAACACUGCUACCCCAAAAAGCAUGACGUUGCUCCGUUCUCAUCUCUCUGUAUACGUUUCUUCAUUUUCCUCCAUCUUUAUGGACAUUUUGUGUUGUGCACACUUGGCGUGUGUGUGCUCUUUAUCAUCCUGUGUGUGGUUGUCACAGGUUGCAGUAUUAUAGUGGAGGCAGGGAGUAUGUAUGGUGUGGAAUUGUGCUGGAAUUGAAGCUAGUGAUGGCUGAAUAGCAUGCACAGCAUUGGUACAGCCAAAAUAUGGUCUAGCUGAAGGAUCUGCUGAACUAUCUUUCCUCCAUGGAGAUUAUACUUUAGGCAAUUUUCAUGUCACCUUUUCUCAAUGGGAUUAAAGUGUACCCAUGUACUUUUCGUUGCAUUUUCAAAACACAGUGGGCAAAAGAUACUUAUUUUCUUCCACUUAUUCUACGUGGUCCUGUACCUUUCCAUGACUGUUGGUAAUGCUAGUUGGUAAGGCCAGCCGUUCAUUUUUGCGUGUGUUGGCUAUGACUAUAUACAUUUCAUCAAAGCCCUUGGUCAGUUUAAAUGGUACUGCCUCUGAUAGGGCAAGGCUGUAUGUGGGGUGUUUCUGUACUAAGACGGUGUGAAUGGGCCCAUAGUACAGGACAAAGGGCAGGGCACCCAAUGGCACAUUGUGUUUGUAUUGUAAUUGAUGCCUAGAUUUUGCAACAGUGUUAACAGCAUUAGGGACUUGUAUGCAAGCAGUCCUUGCUGAAUUUAUUUGGGCUGAAGCUCACUGGUCCAGUUGCAUUGGUGGAGAGUUUCUGAAAAUUCACAGCAGUGAAUCAUUCCAAGGCCAACUCACCUUGGGCAUGGUAAGUCAUGCCAGGGAUGACCAUUCAAAACAUUUAUGCUAAAAGCAAAAAUGUGAAGUUUUAAAAACUUUGGUAAUUAACUGUUUAGGAUCUUCAGAAACAAAAUUUCCUUAAAAUUAGCAAAAUGAUGUUUGAAGAUGGUAUAUUCAUUUGUUGGAGAAAGGACCUCUUAGUCUUUCUUCAUUUGAUACUGAGCUAAUAUUUAAUUGAUGUCUGGCACACAUCCUGUUUUUUUCCCCCACCUGAAAGUGAGAGAACAAGUAACUCAUUAAGUGCUGCGAUUCAUCCCCAUUUUUCUCUUUAAAUAUUAGCGAAAUGCCUUUUGGGGUUUCCACAAUGGCAGCUUCCCUGCUCAAGCCCAUCUGAUCAUUGUGAUUAGGUGACUCCUAAAGCACAUGAGAUUUAAAGGUAUUAUGAGUUUUGCUGUUUGGUUUACAUUAUGCCGUUAGGGUCGCAUCAAGGCCCAUGGCUCUGCUAUGCAUAAGCUAUAUGAGGAUGCAUUAUAUUACUAAACAAGAUGUUGGGGUUCUAUUUUGCCUCAUAAGUCCUUAAGCAGUUUCUAUUCAGAUACCUUUGAGACAUACAGUGGUGACAUUUCCCUAUGACAUUUGCAUAGAUCAUGUCUUUGAUAGACUUGAUAUGCAAUACCAAUCACAAUAUCUUUGUGGUAAUAUCCCAAAAAAACUUCUGAAAAAGCAGAUUGACUGUGGGAUUGUGGGUAAUAGAUACUGCAUGUCCAUACUUACACCUCUUUUUGGAUAAUUGGAUAACUGAUUCAUUUGGAUAAUUGGAUAACUGAUUCAUUUGGAUAAUUGUAUUUCUAACAAACCUGAAGCAGUGUCAAACUGUCUGGGCUUCUUGGGUCACAAAAGGUUUGCUAUUGCAUGUGUGAUAGUGAUUUAUAUAUCCCCUGCGGUACAUUCUUUAUUUUUUAUCUACAUUUGUUGAUACUAAAAGCUGAGGUACUCAGAUAUUGAGGUUUGGCCUUUCACAAAUUGAGCUGUGUUCACUUGAAAGCAUUGUUUAUUUUGUAAGUGGUAGUGGAAAUUUCAGCUCACUCCAGUUAGGUUUCCUAUAUCUGUGAACAUUCUUAACAUUCAAGAACUCAGAAAAGAGCAAAAGAAAAAGAGAAGAGCAACAUCAUAUCUAAACACUAUUUAAAACACACUUUGUAUGUACAAUGUGCAUUGCUGCAUACACUUAAGUGUCAACUUCAUCCUAAGUGUGACUUGCCACAUUCAGAAACACGUGGCAUUCUUGACUCUCUUACAGCUAAUAUAUACAACAUGAGACCUGUGUAAAAAUACAAUGUCCCUGCUUCCCUGUAUACAACAUGAGACCUGUGUAAAAAAGCAGAUGUCCCUGCUGCAAAAGGGUCGUACCUCAGAUUAAUCUGGGAUCAUCACAUGUUUAUGUUUGUCACAUGAUUAUGGUUAUGUUUGAAAUAUGUAAGAAUGUGUAAGCAUUACAUAUCCUCAAUGUAAAUAAACAAGUCAAACUUUUUAUAGUAUA
Alosa alosa (allis shad) is the source of this 3767-nucleotide messenger RNA. RefSeq names its product ubiquitin-like domain containing CTD phosphatase 1 (gene ublcp1). The record is from RefSeq and is a predicted model, not a curated record. Gene Ontology annotation, cellular component: nucleus. Gene Ontology annotation, molecular function: protein serine/threonine phosphatase activity; protein binding. The transcript is spliced from 11 exons. NCBI's taxonomy places the organism in Eukaryota, Metazoa, Chordata, Actinopteri, Clupeiformes, Clupeidae. Gene Ontology annotation, biological process: protein dephosphorylation. The coding region runs from base 285 to 1235 and encodes 316 amino acids.